Messenger RNA from Rana temporaria (common frog), 1836 nucleotides. RefSeq names its product adenosine A3 receptor (gene ADORA3). Gene Ontology annotation, cellular component: membrane; dendrite; synapse. Gene Ontology annotation, molecular function: G protein-coupled adenosine receptor activity. Gene Ontology annotation, biological process: G protein-coupled adenosine receptor signaling pathway. The record is from RefSeq and is a predicted model, not a curated record. The transcript has 2 exons. Lineage: Eukaryota; Metazoa; Chordata; Amphibia; Anura; Ranidae. The coding region runs from base 365 to 1330 and encodes 321 amino acids.
GCUGGUUUCCGUGAUAAUUUUAGUUCUCUAGAAACAAACAUAACUGUAGUAAGUGCCUGGGUUACCCUUGCAAACAGGCAGAGCAUCCUGCAGGUUUUUUUCAUUUGAACGCACAGCAGCAACUUCCUAUGACACAAGCAGGAAUGGCAGCAGGAUUUACUGUAACCUUUUAUCUAUUUUAAAAGAUCAAUAGGAAGUGUCAUUGCAGCAAGAGAUUUUUGUAUUUACAAAGAGCGAGCGGAACAUCUUAACCAGUAGGUGCGGUGAAAGAAUGAAGAACGCACUAAAUAGCAUUUAAUUUUUAUUGUCACCCUCUUGCUUUCCUUCACUUUGAAAGUCAGUGAAUGUGACAGCACUUUUGAAAAUGGCAAAUGAGACUGAUUUAUCGUAUACCGCAGCCUAUAUUACAGUGGAAACUGUGAUUGGAAUAUCAUCUGUCUUGGGCAACAUCCUAGUCAUCUGGGCAGUGAAACUGAACUCAAGCCUUCAGAACACAACUUUUUUCUUCAUCGUUUCAUUGGCAUUCGCUGAUCUUGCCGUUGGAGUCCUGGUUAUGCCCCUGGCCAUUAUAGUUAGCCUAGGAAUGAAGUUACCUUUUUACAGCUGUUUGUUUAUGUGCUGUCUAAUGAUUAUAUUAACCAAUGCAUCCAUCCUAUCUCUGCUGGCAGUUUCUAUUGACAGAUACCUGAGAAUUAAGAUACCCACUCGGUAUAAAAUUGUGAUUACACCAAGACGAAUUUAUCUGUCCAUCUGGUUUGUUUGGAUAUUAUCCUUUUUGGUCGGGCUGGUUCCAAUGUUCGGAUGGAAUAAAAAGUUAAACUCAGACUACCUGGAAUGCCAGUUCGUUGAUGUUAUGAGGAUGGAUUACAUGGUCUACUUUAAUAUUAUUGGAUGGGUUUUUCUUCCCAUGUUGGUUAUAUUGGCUUUAUAUAUUGAAGUUUUCUAUCUAAUCAGAAAACAUAUCAGAAAAAACAUUUCAAAUACUGGGAAAAGGGGAGUUUUCUAUGGCAAGGAAUACAAGACUGCAAAAUCCCUUGCCCUGGUUUUUUUUCUAUUUGCAAUCAGCUGGUUGCCGUUGUCUAUUUUUAAUUUUUAUAUUUACUAUACUGAAGGCACUCAACGUUCCAGUGCAUUUAAGUGGUUCAUAUCUGUAGCCAUACUGCUGUCCCAUGCCAAUUCAGCGAUGAAUCCCAUUGUCUAUGCAUUUAAAAUCAAGAAAUUUAAAGACUCAUAUUCCCAAAUUAUAAGAACAUAUAUACUACACAAAGUGAGUGAAAGUUCGAGUGGGGAGCACACGUUGGAUGAGAUAUCUCAAGACUGUGUGGAAUGACUACCGUAUAUGCCCACUAUCAUACUAUUUUUUUUCUAUAUUAUUUUAUAAAUAUAUACCCUGCAUUACCAACAAUAGUGUAAAACAAAAAUAAGUGUAUGUUGCCACUAACCCACUGUCAUAUGUUGCCACACCAACUGGAAAUUAGUAUACAAAAGUGCAGCGCAACCAAAACAAACGCUCUAAUUCAGACAAUCAAUAUAAAAUACACUUCCGUGCCUGUAUGCAAAACUCAGUGCUUAUUUACAAUACACACAAGUGUAACAAAAAUAAAAUAAAUUAAAAAAAUAUUGAUCAAAAACAAACCAAAUUAUUGUGCAAGAUUUCUCCUUUUGUUCAACAAUACACUGUCUGCCACCACAAGCUGUGCUAACCAGAGGAGGAAGAUGGAUGACCAAUUGAGGAUAAAUCUGGAGAACAUUCCUGGAUUGAUUACCAGCCCUUGUUUAAGGACAAGGCCUACAUUCACUAUACCAAAGUGUAUAUUAUAUUGUAAAAAAAAAAAA